Molecule: messenger RNA, 2388 nt
Organism: Macrosteles quadrilineatus (aster leafhopper)
Lineage: Eukaryota; Metazoa; Arthropoda; Insecta; Hemiptera; Cicadellidae
Product: protein phosphatase 1 regulatory subunit 21
Exons: 19
Coding region: 1-2388 (795 amino acids)
Cellular component (GO): membrane; early endosome
Source: RefSeq, a predicted model, not a curated record
AUGGAGGGUUCUCCUGGUGACCUUCAGACCAGAUACCAUAAACUUGCUGGGGAAUAUUCUAAGUGUCGAGCUCAGCUGUCAGUGCUGAAGAAGGCAUUCCAGGAAGAACAGCAACUCAAUAGUGAACUGAAGGAAUCCUUGAGAGAGGCAGAGCAGAGUCUGAGGAAAGCAGACCAAGAAGCCGACAGCCUCAAUUUCCGCAACGAGCAGCUCACAUGCCGAGUGACUGUGCUGCAAAAUGAACUCGAUGCAUUGCAGAUUCAAAUGAAAAAUAAGAAAGGAAAAAUAAAAAUACCAGAUGGGCAACCUCCUUUGGAUAUAUCAAACCAUGUCCUGGAUGAGGAAUUCAGAAAGAAAAUACAGGAAAAUGCACGGCUGCUAUCAUUGAUGAAUGAAAAGGAGGACCAGCACAGACAAGAAUUGACCAACGUCACAUCACAGUUGGAUCAAGUGACCUUUGAGUUAUCUCAGUUAAGGAAGAGUUCAGCUGAGAGUGAGGAGAAGAGUCGAGUAAUAAUAGCCAAGCUAGAGCGAGAGAUGAGCUGCAUGCGUGAGGGCCAACAACAGCUGUCCGACGUGAGCCAUGAGCUGGCCCAGCUGAGGCAGACUCACGCUGAGUACAAGACUAAGAUGGAGGCCAAAGUUAACACACUCAAUACCACUAUAUCCUCACAUCUACCUUUCAUCGAUUCUAAGAAGGACGUACUGAACAGUCUUAAUGUGCCCCAAGUUAUGGAUACAAAAGACAAUUUAACCUCAGGGCUAGGAGAGGACCUUAGAGCAUCAUUGCAGCAAAUGGCAGCUAGUCUGGCUCUGUGGCACAAGGUCACUGAGAAUAGGCUGCAGACUCUGCCUACAGGCAACUCUGCUGUCCAUAGUAAGGCCGGGCGCGUACUAUCCCGACCACGACCACGACCAAAUGCCCGACCAGUCGUUGUCGUUCACCAUGCGACCAGAGCACGACCCGACCAAGGCAAAGAAUGUUUUACAAACUUCAGUGUCAAGAGUGUUGAAGAAGUAGCUGCUGUGAUGCAUUUGUAUCGUAGGUACGUUAAGCAGAAGAAGAAACGAUACUGGUAUGCAAGCCACUUGAAAGAAACAGGGGAGUUGGCCUUAGAAUUGGAACAGAAUCUGUCCCCAAGUAAGAUCUGUAAAACAGUGAUCCAGAAGCUACCCGGCUUGUUUGGCACUUACUGUAGCAACGUGGAGACGAUGCUGGUCCACCAAAGGCUGAGCUUAGAAGAGGAGAAUGUUGACCCGAAGGAUGAGACGUUGAGAGAAAGCAAUGAAGUGUUCCUGGGCAACUGUAGUCAGCUAGUCAGCCACUUUGUGCAGAUCAAUUCAAGGAUAGCUCUGUAUAAAAGCAUGCAACACUCAGCUGAAGCUCAACAGAAGCAUCAACGGGGAUUGAUCAGUGUGGCACUUUUAUUACAAGAAUCAUUUAAAGAUCUGUUUAAUGCUUAUGUUAUCAAGUCUGGAAUAGAAGGAGAAAGAAAUUGGGCAACUGAAGAUUUAAAUACAGCCAAUCAAUCCAUUACCAAUAGUAUCUCAUCUUUAAUGGAAUCUUCUGCCAAGAUUGCCAAGUGUCUUCAAGAGUUAUGGAAGGUAGCCGACACGAUGCAGCCUCCCCACCCCGCUGUGACUGAUAUGAGGAGAAGGGGUGUCCACUACAUCAAUGCCAUACACACAGAUGAAGCUCCGUCAAUACCAUACAGUCAAGCUCUGAAGGAUCAUGAGGAGGCUGCAAACAGUAGUCAGUUGAGGCAGGCUUUAUUACAACAGUUGGAGGAAAACAGACAUCAACUGGUAGUGGCAGAGCAGCAGAGAGACAUGUGGAGACAGGAGCUGCAGCUAUUGCAACUACGAUAUCAGAAGGAAAUGAAAGAGAUAGUCAAGGAUGAUGAAUAUCCCAGUCUAGUCAACAGUACUGUCACUAACAUGAUUGGGUCAUUAGACAUACCUGUGAAUCUACCAAGAGAGGUGGAAUCUCGGGAAGAAGCAGUAAAGCUGUACUUUAGAGACAGAAUAAAUCAGCUGAUUUCAGAAAACAGUGAACUACAAAGCAAAUCUGUCGCUUUAAUGACUGAGACAAAACUCUGCAUUGACAUUGUUGACAGACAGGCAUUGGUACGCAGACUAGAGGCCAGGGUGUCCAGUGGCUUCAGACUAGAGGCUAGUGUGUCCAGUGGCUUCAGGUUAGAGGCUGCUCUAUAUGAGGCCAGGAAACAAUCAGCUCAGCUGCAGGAGGAAACUACUGCAUUGGUACGCAGACUAGAGGCCAGUGUGUCCAGUGGCCUCAGGUUAGAGGCUGCUCUAUAUGAGGCCAGGGAACAAUCAGCUCAGCUGCAGGAGGAAGUUACCUUAACUAGAGGCCAGUGUGUCCAGUAG